Molecule: messenger RNA, 2893 nt
Organism: Prunus mume (Japanese apricot)
Lineage: Eukaryota; Viridiplantae; Streptophyta; Magnoliopsida; Rosales; Rosaceae
Product: AP2-like ethylene-responsive transcription factor ANT
Biological process (GO): regulation of DNA-templated transcription
Molecular function (GO): DNA binding; DNA-binding transcription factor activity
Source: RefSeq, a predicted model, not a curated record
GGUGUAUUUUUGAGAGGUAAAACGUGGGUUUGUGUGUUGGGAAAGGGUUUAAGCGUUAUAUUGGAUCUGGGUUUUUGGAAGGGUUUAUGAAAAAGAGCAAGAGAAGUGAGAGGAAAAAGCAAAAGUUGUGGCAUUUCUCAUAUACACAGAUCCCUAUGGGAUAUAUGCUGGGGUGCUCUCCAGCAUUGCUUGUUAGCUUAGAAAUAUUUAUUCUUUUUGUUUAGUUUAAAGAGACCACAGGUUUUGUUGUCUUUGGAGAGAGAGAGAGAGAGAGAGAGAGAGAGAGAGAGUGAGAGAACCAAGAUGUUAUAUAUGUGAGUGCAUAGAAUGAAGAGUUUAAGUUAGUUUCCUUGAAACCAGUUCAGAAGCUAGACAACAAAAAACCAAGUUUUUCAUAUAUGGGGGAGGGGAGGCAAGAGAUUUUUGACAUGAUUAGUUUAUUUCCUCUCAAUGAUUGAGUUGCCUUGCAGCUGGAGAUACUGCUGAGAAGUUCAAGUGAGAACCUUUAGAAGUAGGAAAGGGAAAAAGAAAAAAAAAAAAAAGGAAGAGAGAGAAAGAAGAAGAUGAAGUCCAUGAAUGAUCACAAUAAUAACAACAAUGGAAGCAAUAGUAACUGGUUGGGGUUCUCACUCUCACCCCACAUGAAAAUGGAGGUUACUUCUGACCCUCAUCAGCAUCAUCAUCAUCACCACUACAAUCAUCAAGGUCAGGCUUCUUCAGCUGCUGCUGCUCUGCCAAGCACCUUCUAUAAUCUGAACCCUCACCUCAGCAGUUCUGGACUCUGUUAUGGAGUUGGAGAAAAUGGUGGCUUUCACUCUCCCUUGACUGUUAUGCCACUCAAGUCAGAUGGGUCUCUAUGUAUCAUGGAAGCUCUCAGCAGGUCACAAACAGAAGGAAUGGUGGUGCCAAACUCAUCCCCAAAACUGGAGGACUUUCUAGGUGGAGCAAGCAUGGGAGCUGGUGACUAUGGAAGCCAAGAAAGAGAGGCAAUGGCUCUGAGCUUAGACAGCAUCUAUUACCAUGAAAAUGCAGAGGCAGAGCAACAUAUUCCAGUCCAUUCCCACCCAUAUUACUCUGGAAUUCCAUGCCAUGGAAUGUACCAAACACCAUUGGAGGAAGAAUCUAAGCAGACUCACAUUGUAGGCUCUGAAAAUCCCCAAAUGACUCAAAUGCAAGAGGGCUUGAAAACCUGGGUGGCUAGGCAGUACUCUGCUCAUCAAGCUCUGGAGCAGCACAUGAACAACAAUCUGGUUCAUGAUGGUGGAGGUUCUGGUUCUGUUAAUGGUGCAAUGAACUGUGGGGAUUUACAGUCUCUUACUUUGUCCAUGAGCCCUGGUUCUCAGUCCAGCUGUGUUACAGCUCCAAGGCAGAUCUCACCCACUGGAACAGAAUGUGUGGCCAUAGAAACAAAGAAGAGAGGUGGUGGGAAACUUAGCCAAAAGCAACCUGUACAUAGGAAGUCCAUUGACACAUUUGGGCAGAGAACUUCACAGUACAGAGGUGUCACAAGACAUAGAUGGACUGGUAGAUAUGAGGCCCAUCUUUGGGACAACAGUUGCAAGAAGGAAGGGCAAACUAGAAAAGGACGGCAAGUUUAUUUGGGAGGCUAUGAUAUGGAAGAGAAAGCUGCAAGAGCUUAUGAUCUUGCCGCCCUUAAGUACUGGGGUUCUGCAACCCAUAUAAACUUUCCAUUGGAAAAUUACACUGCACAACUUGAAGAGAUGAAGAAUAUGAGCCGGCAGGAAUAUGUAGCGCAUCUGAGAAGGAAAAGCAGUGGAUUUUCAAGGGGGGCAUCAAUGUACCGAGGAGUAACAAGACAUCACCAGCAUGGGAGAUGGCAAGCUAGGAUUGGCAGGGUAGCAGGAAACAAAGACCUGUAUCUUGGGACUUUUGGUACCCAAGAGGAAGCUGCAGAAGCUUAUGACAUAGCUGCAAUCAAGUUCCGUGGUGUAAAUGCGGUCACCAACUUUGACAUUACCAGAUAUGAUGUUGAAAAAAUCAUGGCCAGCAAUACCUUGCUUGCAGGAGAGUUUGCUAGGCGUACCAAAGAGAUAGAACCUAACAUAGAGGCCAAUGCCAUUGAAUAUAAUCCAUCAGCACAGAACAAUGGGGAAGCGAACCAACCCGAAAUCAACAAUGGGAAUGGUCUAGACUGGAAGAUGGCCUUGUACCAAUCUGCACAGGAACAACCAACUAGCUGUGUUCAAACAGUUGAUCAGAAAUCAAUUGGUUCAUUGAAUUAUAGGCAUCCCUCUUUCUCAAUGGCAUUGCAGGACCUUAUUGGUGUUGAAUCAGUGAACUCAAGUCAGCCAUUGAUGGAUGAAUCUGCUAAGGUUGGGGCACAUUUCUCAAAUCCGUCCUCAUUGGUGACCAGUUUGAGCAGCUCCAGAGAAGCUAGCCCUGACAAAUCUGGCCCCAACAUGCUCUUUGCAAAGCCUCCAUUAGCAUCAAAGUUCAUCUGCCCUACUUCUGCAGCAGCUGCUGCUGUUAGCUCUUGGUUCCCAACAGCCCAGCUGAGGCCUGCUGCUAUCUCCAUGUCUCACUUGCCUCUUUUUGCUGCUUGGAAUGAUACCUAGAAAGCUGGAUGUAUUUUGUUGAAAUGUAUUAAAGUUUUUGCAUGGACAAGAAAAAAGAGAGGAAGAAAUUAGUGAUGUUAGGGGUAGAAAAAGGUGAUGGUGAUUAUGUUAUCUGAAGGUAAUUAGUGGAGGAAAUUCAGGGUUAAUGAAAAAGACAAGGGUAGGCCAUGGGAGGCCGGUUGUCUGUUUGUAACCAAAGUAAGUGUAAGAAACUUUUUCCAAAACCAAACCUUUUGGCUCAUGUGGGGGAUAAUGCGGAUCUUGCAAUACGGAGGGGACGGGAUUAAGGGCUGAUUAAUGAUUUAAAUUCUGCUUAA